Messenger RNA from Carassius auratus (goldfish), 1394 nucleotides. RefSeq lists its product as uncharacterized. The transcript is spliced from 5 exons. Lineage: Eukaryota; Metazoa; Chordata; Actinopteri; Cypriniformes; Cyprinidae. Bases 122 to 751 code for a protein of 209 amino acids. The record is from RefSeq and is a predicted model, not a curated record.
ACACAGCAACAGAGACUUGUUUGAGAGCCAUGUUGAAAGUGAAAGUUAAUAGAAGAUUCAGUGUAAGGCUCGUGUAAACCUUUCUUUUACUGUCUAUGGUGUAAACAGCAGUCAGAAAGGAAUGUAUUCAGAUGCUGAAGACAGAAAAAGGAAAAAUCGCAGAAUCAGAACAAUGAAUGUUGUGAAUGUUGUGGAACUGUUCCUUGUGGUUUGGAGCUUCUCUGCUGUCUGUCAAGGUUCUGAUGAUGAUGUCAGUGUAAGCUGUGAUUAUGUGACUGGAUCUGUGGGGAAAGAAGUAACUCUCAGCUGCAGCGUCUCUCUGAAGAUCACUGAAUGCUGCUUUAUAAUGUAUAAGUUUCAAUACCCUGAGAUCUUUAAUGACUCUUCAAUCUGCCAAGAUGUUUCUGUGAACUCCUGUGAACAGAGAAACAGUUUCACAUGCCGCUACACUCCAACUACAGCGAUGACAGAACAAUUCAGAUUCUUUGUUUCAACAACGUGUGGAUGGGGAAAAUCAAAAUUUUCUGUGAACAUAAAAGAACCCGUGAAAUGUGAAAUUGUCACUGAAGCUCUUGGACAGAAAGAAGAACCUGUCUGGGACAUAUCAGAAAGAGAUGAACAGAAGAAACCAGAAGGUCGUGGAUUUAAGAUCGCCGUCAUCGCUGCUGUUAUAAGCAGUUUUAUCAUCGUCAUAAUGCCAAUCAUUUACAGAGUGACACAAAAAUACACCAACCAGAACAGGACUCUCUGAGUGUCAGAUAUGAAGAAGACGAUGACAAUCGUCCAGAAAAAGAAAAAGAAAAUAUGAUAUAAUAGCUGUACCAAAUUAAUUUGUUUAACUUAUCAAACAGUGCUCCUAAAAGACACAAGCUUUAUUUGAGCUCCAGCAAACUUCUCUACUAUCUGUUAAAAUAUUAACUACUCAACUAUAACUCAGAUUGUAAAACUCUGUUUCUGUUUUAUAUUAAUUUCUGUGAAAUAAUAUAUAUAUCUGUUUGAUCAGUGUAUUUACAGUUCUUUUUCUGCACAGAAAGCAGGUCCUGCUGAAAUCAGCUGUCUUUAAACUAUGAAUAUCAUAUACAGAUCACAUGGAAUUAUAUUAUUGUGUCUUGUUCUGAAGUGAAUAUGCAUCAUCUUAUUGUUGAUUGAGUGUCGUUUGAUGAAUCUUGGUGCAGGAUUGCUGCUUGUUUGUUAUUCUAAAUGAAGAUAAAACUGAUAUAAUGCUAUAAACUGAAAGUGAAGGAAACAAUAGUCAAGUUUUCUUUGAAGUUUCUCUAUUCUUUCACUUUGCUCGUAGUCUAUCAUAUGUGUUUCAGUUGUAAAAUGUUCUGCACGGACCAUGUUUGCACAGCCUCUCUUGUUUUCUUCUAUAAUAAAACAUGACAAAUUUCCCA